Gilbertella persicaria is the source of this 977-nucleotide messenger RNA. RefSeq lists its product as uncharacterized. Lineage: Eukaryota; Fungi; Mucoromycota; Mucoromycetes; Mucorales; Choanephoraceae. The coding region runs from base 61 to 687 and encodes 208 amino acids. The record is from RefSeq and is a predicted model, not a curated record. The transcript is spliced from 4 exons.
CAAUACAUCCCAUUACAUUCUUUUUCUUAAAAAAACCCAUUACUUUCCUUUACUUUUUCUAUGAUGAAAUCAGUCCGUUUCUACUUAAACAAUACAUCAUUUGAUAGUCAAUAUACAUUUGAACUUCAAGGCUAUAUUUCACCUCAAGAUUUUCAAUUCAUUAUGGGCACAUUGAAUGCAACUGUACUUGAUGCUUUACCACCUGGAGACAAAAUAAUUUGGUCUAUAACAUUAUGUGUCCUUUGGUUACUGGGUAUCAUGACUCAUUGUCUAUCAUGGCAUUAUACCCAUCGAAACAGUCUUCCAUUCCUUUCUUGCUUUAUGAUCUUUACUACUCUCUUGUUUAUCUGGCGAUACCGUUCACUUCGACAAAGGUUUGAAAUUGCCAUGUUGAAUACAUGUCACCAAAUCAAUGCCACUGAAAAUAUUCGAGGUAUUCAUGUCCGAUUAAGUCAACAAAAUCCAAAUAAGAUGUUGUCUACUGUCUAUUCGAUUGUGAUUGGAUUUGAUGACAGAUACAAUACACUCUCAAGUCAACAAUUCAAUCGCUAUUCCUCUGUGGACUUUGUUACUGUACCUUUGAAUGUCCAUAGAAUGUCAAAGGACGAUAAGAAUAACAGCAGCAUUUGGGCUAAACAAUACCCAGCUUAUUAUGAUGAAAAAUACAUCAUUCCGUAUCAUCUUUAGUUACUCCCCUCAAUAAACAAUCUCUCCUCAUUCUAACUCCUUGACUAUCCUCUCCCUGUGUAUGAAUGCAUCAUUGAAAAAGCCAAUGGACUUCGUGACCGUCAAAACGAAACACUUUUUUCUUUUCUUUUUUUUAAACAAGAAUGGAUACAACCGAGAUUCUUUCAUUGACGUUAGAGCAGUUGGAAGAAAGACACAAAGCAGAAAAAAAGAAAUUGACAGACAAAAUUAUCACGCUUCGUAAAAGUGCACCUAAAAGUGACAAGAGAAAGAAACGUGAAGUAGCUUCU